Dracunculus medinensis (Guinea worm) is the source of this 1404-nucleotide messenger RNA. Lineage: Eukaryota; Metazoa; Nematoda; Chromadorea; Rhabditida; Dracunculidae. The record is from the annotation of a GenBank genome assembly.
AUGGAUACAAAACAAUUCGAUGAUGAUAAUGGAAACGGAAAUACGCAAUUAACACAAAAAGAUAGUCAAUUUAGUCAAAUACUCGAGUUUCGUAACGUUCAAUGUGAGCAAAUUGAAAAGAAACGUUAUGCAACCUUACUCGCAAUGGAUAAAGGAAUGAAUUCUAUUGCAUUAUAUACAGAAUAUUUUGGUUUUGGUCGAAAAUCUGCUUAUGAAUAUUAUUGUGAUUUUCACGAGCUGUCAGGCAGUAAAGAGCUUUGGUUAGCAAUCAGCUCCCAGCAUUGUUAUAUUCAACGAGAUUUUGCCGAAAAGAAAACAUAUUUAUAUGAUACAAGCAAAUUUGGCACUUAUAUUAAUACAGUUAAAAUCGGCAGUGGUAAUCAGCGUCAGUUGAUUAGUGGUGAUUUGAUAAGUAUUGUCGAUCCGAAAUUUUUUGUUUUUAUGUACCUUGAAGGUAGUCAAGAGUUCGGUGAUUAUCCAAGUGAAUUAACUGAGCGUUAUUUUGUUUCAAACCAUCUUAUUGGUGAAGGAGCAAUGGGAAAGGUAUUCAUAGGAAAAUGCCGAAAACGAGCGUCUUUAGCUGUGGCCAUUAAAAUGAUACCGAAAAAACGCAUUUCGUUUGUAGCAGAUCGCAGUGAAUCUGGUCUUGGUCCGUCGACUGAGCUAAUUAAACGUGAAGUUGAGAUAAUGCUUAGCGUUUCUCACCCAAAUUGUAUACAAUUAGAAUAUGUAUGUGAAUCUCCUAAAAUGGCCUACAUAGUAAUGGAGUAUGUUGAAGGUGGGGAAUUAUUUAGCAGAAUAACAAAUGAAUGUAAUAAUGGUCGAGGAUUAGGCGAGACAAUCAGUAAAUUUUAUGCUUGGCAAAUGCUUCAGGCUGUGCAAUAUCUGCAUGCCCACAACAUUGUCCAUCGAGACAUCAAGCCUGAAAACAUUCUUUUGCUUAAGAAAAAUAUAUUCACUGUCGUUAAGUUGUCCGAUUUUGGUCUAAGUAAAGCUGGCGAUAAUUCCAUGGAAACUUUUUGUGGAACCCAGAGUUAUAUGGCGCCAGAACUAUGGUCAGAUGCUCGACAUUAUUGUUCCAAAGUCGAUAUAUGGGCAUUAGGUGCGAUACUAUUUACAUGUUUAUGUGGAUAUCCACCAUUUAGUACUGAUUAUACAGAUUUUUCCUUGAAGGAACAAAUAAUGAAAGGUCGUCUGAUUUUUUGUCAAGUGUGGAAAAAAAUAUCUGUGCAAGCUCAGUACUUAGUUAGAUGUAUGCUUCGGGUAGAUCCUUCAAGGCGUUUGGCUGCAACUGAUGUGCUUGCAAAUGACUGGUUUAAUGAUCCAGUAGUAAUUAAGGCCAAAUCUAUAGUAUCUUCUUACUUGGAUGAAAGAAAAUCGCUGACAAAUGAUGGGGUAAACUGA